GUUGGUGCGUUUCCCUUUCUUCCCCUCUUUGAAAAAAUAGACCGUUGGGCCUGUAAGUCACUUACAGGAUAGUGACUUCUCACCCCCUGUCCCUGCUCCCUGCAGUUGCCUGGAAGAUUUUCCUAUAAGUGACUUACAGACCAUGAAGACGAAGAAUGAAAGAAAAAUGCAUAGACCAAGAUGAUAAAAGAAAAAAAUGAAGAAAGAGAAAAGAAAGAGAGGAGAAAAAAAAUAGCAGAGGCAACAAGAUGCUGAAGUUGAAAUUCAACAGAUUCCUACCAUUACUGACCCCUCAUAGGAUGCAAUUCCAAUGUCUCCUCUCUCACAAGUACUCAACAACUACUCCCACGUCUUCACAGGACCUGCAAAAGCUAUGUGAAAUUGUUUCAGGAGGCGUUGGGAAUCUCGACGACCUGGAAGCAUCUCUUGAACAUUCAAAUCUGAACAUCACCCCAGAGAUUGUUACUCUUGUCAUAGAUUACUGCAAAGCCCAAGCACCCAACCGAAGGCUCCUUAGGUUCUUCUCUUGGUCUCGGAAAAUACCCAACUGUGAUAAACUAGGAGACGGGACAUUCAAUCAAGUAAUCCAGAUAUUCGCUGAAAAGAAAGACCUCAUGGCCAUGGAUAUUUUGAUCUCAGAUCUCCAAAAAGAGCAUCGAAGUAUGGAUUCCAAAACAUUCAGUUGUGUUGUAGAGAGCCUUGUGAAAUCAGGCAGAGAAGAUGAAGCUUUGCGCCUUUUCAAGAACUUGGAUAAGUUCAAUUGCUCGAAAGAUAGAAUUAGCUUGUCUGUGAUUGUUCAUGCCCUUUGCUCUAAAGGGCAUGCUAGAAUGGCCGAAGGUGUUGUUUGGCGCCAUAAGAAUAAAAUCCCUAUAGAGCCUUGCAUUUACGAUAGCCUCCUUCAUGGAUGGUGUAUUCACGGUAAUGUCAAGGAAGUUCGUAGAAUUGUUGAUGAGAUGAAAUUAUUGGGAAUUUGUCCGGGCCUGCUUUCAUAUAAUGCUUUCCUCAGGUGCAUUUGUGAUAGAAAUGUUAAAUUCAAUCCCUCAGCGCUUGUUCCGGAAGCUACCAAUUUGAUGAUGGAGAUGAGGACUUCUGGCGUUCAUCCAACUGCAAUUAGCUUCAACAUCUUGCUCUCUUGUUUGAGUAGGACGAGGAGAGUAAAGGAAGCUUACCAAAUUCUCCAAUGGAUGAAAGAAAGAGGUUGUUCUCCCGAUUGGGUUAGCUAUUAUAUUGUUGUGAGGCUUUUUUAUUUGACGGGAAGGUUUGGAAGAGGGAAUAGGCUCGUCGAUCAGAUGAUUGGAGAGGGGUUGAUUCCUAAGGCGAGGUUUUACCAUGAUUUGAUUGGCGUUCUUUGUGGAGUGGAGGAAGUGAGGUGUGCUCUUGAGAUGUUCGAGAGAAUGAAGAAGAGCUGUGUGGGUGAUUAUGGGCCGGUAUAUGAUAUGCUGAUACCUAAGCUUUGUAGGGGUGGAGAGUUUGAUAAGGGCAGGCAUCUUUGGGAUGAGGCAGUUGAGAAGGGCAUCACUCUUCAGUGCUCAAGUGAUAUUCUAGAUCCAGCAAAGACAGAGGUAUUUAAACCAAAAGGGAGAGCGGAAAAGGGGAGCCUUGAGGAUUCCAGGAGGGUGGUGAAAAUGCAGAAGAAAUGCAUUACGAAUGUGAAAAGGAUGAGUAAGAAGAAAGCUUCUUCAGCGUAAUUGCCACCUGAAGACUGGACAGGCCAGAUUUUGGGCCAAGGAACAUUUACAAUGGGGACUGCCAUGUGAAUCAACCAAACCAUCUUGUGCACGUACCAUGCUGGCAAAUGUGUCGCACGUGUGCUGCACGUGAAGAUUGACAUUACUCCAGAUUAAAUGAACUCAGGCCAUGUACAAAUUCCUGUGCAAAGGUUUUUUUUUUUUUUUUUUCCAAGUUACUGAUCAUAUUCAAAAUCCUCUGCUUUUUCGCUUGUACAUGCAUUUGCAUCACAGUGUAAGCAGUCUAAUUCUGUAACUCCAUCACGGCCUACCAAGCUGAUCAUAACUCGAAGAUUCUGAUUUUGAAAAUUUUCUGGUAGAUUUGCACGUCAAUGUAAAAGUAGAAAAUGUGGCAAUCAGGUGAAGAAAACGCAGUCUGUAAGUCUAUCCAAAACGAUUAGGCAGGUUUCUGAAAGACUGAAAUGAAGCAAUCUUGAGAUAUAAUUUGGAUGGUGAAAAGGGUUGCUGUGCUGAACUGUCAUUUGGUAAAAAUUGCUACCUCGGAAGCUAAAGCAUCUCAGGAUAGAUCUGGUCUUGUCCACUACCAGCCUGAUCGAUGGCUGGAAAACUGGUCUGGGAAUUGAGGUCGUGCAUUGAAUCGAUUUCAUAUGGAUGCUAAAUGCUGGUAAUUCACAUCUAAUUGUCAUUAACAUUUAGCAGU
Magnolia sinica is the source of this 2388-nucleotide messenger RNA. Its product is annotated as pentatricopeptide repeat-containing protein At5g61370, mitochondrial. Gene Ontology annotation, molecular function: protein binding. The record is from RefSeq and is a predicted model, not a curated record. The transcript has 3 exons. Bases 249 to 1688 code for a protein of 479 amino acids. NCBI's taxonomy places the organism in Eukaryota, Viridiplantae, Streptophyta, Magnoliopsida, Magnoliales, Magnoliaceae.